Messenger RNA from Salvelinus fontinalis (brook trout), 1227 nucleotides. RefSeq names its product M protein, serotype 5-like. Lineage: Eukaryota; Metazoa; Chordata; Actinopteri; Salmoniformes; Salmonidae. The record is from RefSeq and is a predicted model, not a curated record. The transcript is spliced from 2 exons. The coding region runs from base 1 to 1227 and encodes 408 amino acids.
AUGUCCACCCAGAAACAGGGGUUGUCCUCCCAGAAACAGGGGUUGUCCACUCAGAAACAGGGGUUGUCCACUCAGAAACAGGGGUUGUCCACUCAGAAACAGGGGUUGUCCUCCCAGAAACAGGGGUUGUCCACUCAGAAACAGGGGUUGUCCACUCAGAAACAGGGGUUGUCCUCCCAGAAACAGGGGUUGUCCACUCAGAAACAGGGGUUGUCCACUCAGAAACAGGGGUUGUCCACUCAGAAACAGGGGUUGUCCACUCAGAAACAGGGGUUGUCCACUCAGAAACAGGGGUUGUCCACUCAGAAACGGAGGUUGUGCACUCAGAAACAGGGGUUGUGCACUCAGAAACAGGGGUUGUCCACUCAGAAACAGGGGUUGCCCACUCAGAAACAGGGGUUGUCCACUCAGAAACAGGGGUUGUCCACUCAGAAACAGGGGUUGUCCACUCAGAAACAGGGGUUGUCCACUCAGAAACAGAGGUUGUCCACCCAGGAACAGUGGUUGUCCACCCAGAAACAGGGGUUGUCCAUCCAGGAACAGGGGUUGUCCACUCAGGAACAGUGGUUGUCCACCCAGAAACAGGGGUUGUCCAUCCAGGAACAGGGGUUGUCCACUCAGAAACAGGGGUUGUCCACUCAGGAACAUGGGUUGUCCACUCAGAAACACAGGUUGUCCAACCAGGGACAGUGGUUGUACACCCAGAAAACAGGGUUUGUCCUCCCAGAAACAGGGGUUAAACAGGGGUUGUCCACCCAGGAACAGGGGUUGUCCACUCAGGAACAGGGGUUGUCCACUCAGAAACAGAGGUUGUCCACCCAGGAACAGGGGUUGUCCACCCAGGAACAGGGGUUGUCCACUCAGAAACAGAGGUUGUCCACCCAGGAACAGGGGUUGCCCACUCAGAAACAGGGGUUGUCCACUCAUGAACAGGGGUUGUCCUCCCAGAAACAGGGGUUGUCCACCCAGGAACAGGGGUUGUCCACUCAGAAACAGGGGUUGUCCACCCAGAAACAGGGGUUGUCCACCCAGGAACAGAGGUUGUCCACCCAGGAACAGGGGUUGUCCACUCAGAAACAGAGGUUGUCCACCCAGGAACAGGGGUUGUCCACCCAGGAACAGGGGUUGUCCACUCAGAAACAGAGGUUGUCCACCCAGGAACAGGGGUUGUCCACUCAGAAACAGAGGUUGUCCACCCAGGAACAGGGGUUGUCCAUCCAGGAAUAA